Molecule: messenger RNA, 1071 nt
Organism: Psilocybe cubensis
Lineage: Eukaryota; Fungi; Basidiomycota; Agaricomycetes; Agaricales; Agrocybaceae
Exons: 5
Coding region: 1-1071 (356 amino acids)
Biological process (GO): regulation of transcription by RNA polymerase II
Cellular component (GO): nucleus
Molecular function (GO): DNA-binding transcription factor activity, RNA polymerase II-specific; RNA polymerase II cis-regulatory region sequence-specific DNA binding
Source: RefSeq, a predicted model, not a curated record
AUGCCAAAAGUUGAGAAGAAGACCGACAACCGCCAGUGGAUAUGCUCUGAAUGCCCCAAGUCUUUUGGUAGGAAAGGAGACCUUACUCGACACGAACUUUUACAUCUAGGAGUAAAGCCUCACGUUUGUACAACACCAGGGUGUGGGAAGGCUUUUUCUCAGUACUCUGGUCUCAAAACGCACCAGAAUGUCCAUACUAAGGCCAAACCGUAUGUCUGCCAACUAGAUUCGUGUAAUGCCUCCUUUGGAGACCCAUCAUCCUGUGCUCGCCAUCGCAAAGAAACCCAUCGUCGAGUCAGCGGUUAUUUUUGCCCCGUUCCACGGUGCAAUUCCAGAAUAAAGCGUCGCUCUGCUUUUACUUCGCACAUCAAAAGGCAUGGAAUCGAUCCGGCGACUCUCGAUAUCGACAGUUAUGCACCACCGCUGCUGCCGGUUGCUGUCCCAGUUCCUCGAAGCGGAAGAUCUUCCCGCGACCAAACAAUUGUCCCACAUGUUGAUACCAAAGCCAAUGUCAAGGUUCCAGAAAGGCCAAAGUUUAACGAGGCUGAAAGAGACCUCUACCACUCUCUUCGCACAAAUACUACUACCAACCUGGAUGAUGUUGGGCUGUACGGCAGUCCAUACAGUAGACAAUUUGAGGCAUACCAUGGACCCUAUCCGUCCAGUUUACACCCUUCCGUCACCUCGACCUAUUCUCACCUUACCUCUCCGAAUAGCGCGUUCGAAUACAACGUCGACACAGGGCGCAGGUUGGAAGACCUUUACAUCGUGGACUCUACUAUGCGGCGAAGUGCUUCUAAUGUCAACAUUCACCGCACACCACCGUCUUCCCCUUCUCGGCACAUUUUCACUUCAGCGCUUACCCCCGAGACAUCCUCCGGAAGGGAUCUCCAAACUGUCAACAUUACGCACGGAUCUUUAACAUUCGACCAUUUCUCAUUCCCAGCCUCUAGCAGUGUCUUUGAGCCUGCUCAUAAGCCAUACGGCAAUGUUACUCAUGAUGGCAAGCUUACUGACAUGAGUCCCUAUUACAACAUUCCAUCGUCUGAGACGUCAUGGACCUUUGUUUGA